AUGUCUCUCCCAGGACUGGAACUCACCCAACCGUCAGAAGAUCGAUCGCAGGCCGCCGCACCGCCGUCGCAGAUCAAUCUGACCCCAGGCUCAGAAUGGCGCUUUGAGGUUGCCUUUGGCCAUGUGAUCAAAGUCAAGCUCCUCAACGGUACAGCAGAACUUUUCGGAACAGAACUCGCCGAGUCGCAAACCUACACCUUCUCUGGUACAAAGGCGGCAAUCUUCACAUGGCAUGGCUGCGCAUUGGAGGUUAGCGCUGCAGAGAUUGUACAGCACACCUCGGAUGGAGUCUCACCGGCGAUUGGCCAUGGUGCCGGAGGAUGCCACAGCGAGUACACAGCGGAGGAAACGCCAAUGGUCGAAUACGCCAAUGUCCACUUUGCGCUAGAGACAAUGCGCGAGGAGGCCCAGUCAAUUGGUAAAGAUGGUCCACGCGUGCUACUGCUUGGUCCCGAGAACAGUGGAAAAACUACUCUCGCCAAGAUCUUGACUUCGUAUGCGACGAAGAUCGGCCGUCAGCCUCUGGUUGUGAAUCUCGAUCCGACAGAAGGUAUGCUCGGUGUGCCUGGCACAUUGACUGCGACUGCGUUCAGAACUAUCCUGGACGUUGAGGAUGGCUGGGGAAGCAGUCCCAUGUCCGGUCCCAGUCCGGUGCCCGUCAAGCUACCUCUGGUGUAUAGCUACCCGAUGCAAAACCCGCUAGAUGGUGAAGGCGUCGUAUACAAGCCAGUCGUCUCGCGUCUCGCGCUCUCGGUGACUGGCCGUAUGGCCGAGGAUGAGGACGCUCGGGAAACAGGAAUCAUCGUCGACACUCCUGGAAUCCUGGGUUCCGACAAGCCGGGCAGCAUGGACCUGAUUAACCACAUCGUCACCGAGUUCUCAAUCACCACAAUUCUUGUACUGGGCUCAGAGCGCCUCUACAGCACUGUAGCCAAGCAGUAUGACAACAAGCCCAGCUCCAGUGCAACGGCAGCCGUCUUCGAUGAGCACGUCUCCGUCAUCAAGCUAUCCAAAUCAGGCGGCUGCGCUGACCGUGACGAAGCCUUCCGGAAGGCGACCCGCGAGUCUCAAAUCCGCACAUACUUCUUCGGCAACUCUAUGCCAUCCUCAUCCCCCGCUUCCGCAAUCACCCUCUCCCCCCAUGCACAGCAGCUUGACUGCGCCACUCUCCCAAUCUAUAAUUACACCACCCCCUCCGCCGACGACGAGGAUGAGGAUGACUACGAUCCCUCCCAGCUCGGCACAGACUUCCUUCCCGGCGGCGGCGCAGAUGACUACACAGAACCAAAACAGGAUCCUGACCGCGCAGCUCCUCUUCCUGGCGUGGUUGGUUCCUUCUCUGAGCCUGUCAGCGCCCCCGAGAAAAGUGACAGCACUGUCCCUCUGAAAAAAAUUCUCGCUCCUGUACCUUCCGCUCUUGCAAAUACCCUCCUGGCUAUUACCCACGCUCCUUCUACUGCAUCACCUGCUGAAGUCCGCGACGCCAGUAUCAUGGGCUUCUUGUAUGUUGCCGACGUUGACGCGGAUAAGGGGAAGAUCCGGGUUCUUGCGCCUGUUGGUGGAAGAAUGCCUCCGCGUGCUAUUAUCUGGGCUAAGCGUUGGCCUGGUGAGCUGGUUGGCUUGGUCGGUUAG
Penicillium brevicompactum is the source of this 1632-nucleotide messenger RNA. Its product is annotated as cleavage polyadenylation factor subunit CLP1. Gene Ontology annotation, biological process: tRNA splicing, via endonucleolytic cleavage and ligation. NCBI's taxonomy places the organism in Eukaryota, Fungi, Ascomycota, Eurotiomycetes, Eurotiales, Aspergillaceae. Gene Ontology annotation, molecular function: polynucleotide 5'-hydroxyl-kinase activity. Gene Ontology annotation, cellular component: nucleus; mRNA cleavage factor complex. The transcript has 2 exons. The record is from RefSeq and is a predicted model, not a curated record. Bases 1 to 1632 code for a protein of 543 amino acids.